AUGCCCAAAUCCAAACGCGCCCGCGUGGUGCACACCUCCGUGGUGCAGAAGAAAGCCUCCAAGGAAAAGUCCGCGUCCCUCUACGCCGCCGUGCAAUCCGCCGUCGACUCCCACGCGCACAUCUUCGUCUUCUCCGUCGAGAACAUGCGCAACACGUACCUCAAAGACGUCCGCCAGGAAUUCUCCUCCGACUCGCGCCUCUUCUUCGGCAAGACAAAAGUCAUGGCGAAAGCACUCGGUGCCGGCCCAGAAGAUGAGCAUGCCCCGGGACUGCAUAAGUUGAGUGGGUAUUUGAAGGGGAAUGUCGGGCUGCUGUGUACGAAUCGCGCGCCCAGGGAGGUGUUGGAGUAUUUCGAGGGGUAUGUGGAGGUUGAUUUUGCGAGGGCGGGGAUUGCUGCGACGAGGACGGUGACGGUGCCUGCGGGGGUGGUUUACAGUCGCGCUGGGGAAGUCCCUGCGGAGGACGAUGUUGCUCUGCCACAUUCGUUGGAAGUGACUGUGAGAAAGUGGGGCAUGCCGACGAGGUUAGACAAGGGAAAAGUGGUGCUGGAUCAGGAGUACACGAUCUGCCAAGAGGGGAAAGAGAUGAACAGUCAUCAGACGGCGUUGCUCAAAUUGUUCGGCAUCGCCAUGGCCGAGUUCAAGGUCGACAUCAAGGCAUAUUGGAGUGCAGCGACGCAAGAGGUCACCGAGGUCGAUUCGCAAGCGGAUGCAGGUGCUAUGGAAGAGGGAUGA
Messenger RNA from Lecanosticta acicola, 735 nucleotides. NCBI's taxonomy places the organism in Eukaryota, Fungi, Ascomycota, Dothideomycetes, Mycosphaerellales, Mycosphaerellaceae. The record is from the annotation of a GenBank genome assembly.